GAGAGACCGUGUGCGCGCGAGACUGAGGGAUGAUGGUUGAUGGAUCUGUUCUCUGUAUAAUCCUGAUGGAGGAGAGGGGUCUACAUCUGUUUGUGCUCAAGAUAGACGCAGACCAGCAGCACCAUCAUCUUCAUCACUCGCCGGAAGUGAGAAGGGAAAGGACCGGGUUUCUCUGAUCAGACGGCGUCGCGUGCAUCGCUUCUGAAUGAACACAUUCUCCGGGAUUCUGCACUGGACCUGACUGGAAGCAUGGAGUCGGGACAGAGCACUGAAUAGUGUUAGAGUGACUCCUGACCUUCAUCAGUAGCCUCACCCAUCAUCAUCAUCAUCAGCAGCAGCUGCAGCAUCAGGACCUGCUCAGUCCAGACGGCGAAACCGAAACGCGUUUCUGCUGGAGUGUGUCCGUGGUGGGCCUCCGUCGCGAUGGGCGACAACGUGUCGAAGCGGCUGAAGCUAAUCACCGGCUCCGAGGCAGAGAUGGAGGAGCGCAGCUUCAUCAACCCGUUCCCGGACUGGGAUCAGAGCCUUUGCGUGUCCUCAGACCCAGAAGAACACAGCGGAGGGAACGAGCCGUGUGAUGCCGACGGAAAGAUCAGUGAUGCCUUUCAGAAGAAGGUGCAAAGCAAGAUCAAAGAUCUUCUCCAACAGAUGGAGGAGGGCCUGAAGACUGCAGAUCCACACGACUUCUCCACCUACACGGGCUGGACAGGCAUCGCCCUGCUGUACCUGCAGCUGUAUCGAGGGACACAGGACGCCUCGCACCUGCAGCGUGCUCUGGAUUACAUCAAACGUGCGCUGAGGAACCUGAACGGCCGGCGCGUGUCCUUCCUGUGUGGAGACGCCGGGCCGCUCGCUGUAGGAGCAGUGCUUCAUCAUCUCUUAAAGAACCAGAGCGAAUCCCAGGAAUGUCUCACCAAACUGCUCCAGCUCCAGCGCUCCGUGCUCAGCACAGACUCCGACGCUCCGGACGAGCUCCUGUACGGACGAGCAGGAUACCUGUACGCCCUGCUGUAUGUUCACACAGAGAUCGGGCCGCACGCGCUGGACCAGGCCACCAUCACCACGGUGGUGACAGCUAUUCUGGAGUCAGGGAAGAAGCUGUCUAAAGAGCAGAAGAAGUCUGAGCGCUGUCCGCUGCUGUACGAGUGGCAUCAGAAGCAGUAUGUGGGAGCAGCUCACGGCCUGGCAGGCAUUUACUACACACUCCUGCAGCCGAGUGCUAAAGUCAGUGAGGAGACUCUGAGUGAGCUGCUGCGGCCCAGUGUGGAUUACGUGCGGCACAAGAAGUUCCGCUCGGGCAAUUACCCAUCAUCCCUCAGCAACGAGACGGACAGACUGGUGCACUGGUGCCACGGAGCUCCUGGAGUGAUACAUAUGCUCAUCAUGGCUCAUAGAGUCUUCAGGGAGGAGAAGUACCUGCGAGACGCAGCUGAGUGUGGAGAGGUUAUUUGGCAGAGAGGUUUACUGAGGAAGGGUUAUGGACUCUGUCACGGCACAGCGGGGAACGGAUACGCCUUCCUCUCGCUCUACCACGCCACACAGGACAAGAAGUACCUGUACCGGGCCUGCAAGUUUGCUGAAUGGUGUCUAGACUACGGGACUCACGGCUGCCGCAUUCCUGACCGGCCGUAUUCCCUCUUCGAAGGUAUGGCAGGAGCCAUCCAUUAUCUCUCAGAUGUCCUCCAGCCUGACGGCUCUCGAUUCCCUGCUUUUGAACUUUGACCUGUUGUAGGAGGCAUAGACUGUUUCUCCUUCAUGAGGAGCGUCAGCUGCUUUCACAGCAGUUAGAUCUGGACGGACCCUUUAAAGUGAAGAAAACGAUUUCCUCCUCAUCAUGGAUGUAAUUACCAACAACGCCGCCUUGAGUUCACUCCUCGUAGCUCGUCUUUAUCAGUGUGCUGCUGUUGUUUGGACAGUAUCUAAUGCUAAUAUAUGGUUUUGUUUUAGUUAGUAUCUGUAUAUCUCACAGCUACAUGUGUGUUACCGCUGUGAUGUGUGUCACACACUGCAGUGCUGGUCCCGUGUGAACACGUCUGUGUCUUUCUCUUUCUCUGAGUGUGAGGAUCAACACGUGCUCAUGUCAGAAUCCAGCAGCUAACACAGUGUUGUUGUCCAGUGUGUGUGUGUGUGUGUGUGUGUGUGUGUGUGUGUGUGUGUGUGUGCGUGUGUGUGUGUGUGUGUGUGUGUGUGUGUGUGCGUGUCUCUGAGUGUGUGUGUGUGUGUGUGUGUGUGCGUGCGUGUCUCGCUGGUAAAUGUCUUGAUGAAUGUCAGUAAGUUGGUCUUCUUCUGGACUGAAGUCUGUACUGUCCUUCAGCUGAUGCAGUCUUCUCACACCUGGAUCCUUCUCAACCUGUAACAUUGAUUUCAAUCUAUCUUCAUUUUGAUAAAUCGAUAUUGAUUCUCCUAUCCCAAGAUCUGCCAGGGGCUGUAAGGUCUGUGCUGAAAUAAACACCAAACAUUAUUCCCAGCGCCUGCCGUCCACUGAUCAUCAUUUAAUCAGCUUUCAGAUUCUCUACGAUUUAUUGAGAAAUACAGACGAUAAGAGCUUUGUGCUGUUUAAUGUGUAGUGACAGACCGCUUUAGCCUCAUGAUAUGUAUAUAUGUGUGGAUAUAUUAUAGUGUGUGUUGCUGUUUUUAUGAAGCUAUAUUAAUGGUGUAUGAUAUUGGAAGCUCUGUUGGUAUUAAAGAGAGAUCUCAGAAGAGGACACCGAAUCGGUUCAGUAUAUGAUAGCAGUGACAUACUCGUGAAAAAGAAAGAUAUUAACUGAAAGAAGACUCUGAAAUAUUAAAACUAAACCUUAUAUUAUUGAUUCCAGUAGUCCAGAAGGUGUCAGUAAAGCAGGUAUGAGCUGGUUCUUUGACUGAAGAAGAGCUGAGAAGCAGAAGAUCAUAAACUGGAGAAUAAAGUCAUUGUAUUAAUGUUCCCUGCGCUGCUAAAACUGAAGAUCUUCCACAGCAUCUUAGUCUUGUUCUCAAACAUCUAAUACCAUGCUCAUAGCUAAAACUGUACAUCUGAGAGGAUGACCUGAGGGGGCACGUCAUCUGCACACGUUCAUUUGAGGGUGUAAAGUAGAGUGAUGAAAGAAUUACAUUUCAAUAAAAACACUUUCAACAGAGGAAAACCAUUAGAGAGAGAAGAUCAUCAGCUUCUGUGGGUCUCUCUUGAGUGAUGUGAGACGAGGUCGUCAGCUGAUCGUCAGUGAGUGUGUGAUUGUGUUCAGUGUGAGAUAACUCUUCACACACAUCAUGUGAGGUAUUAUAGUGUCUCCUAGUUCAUCUGUCUAUAUAAAACCACACAUCGGGUGAUUUCAGGUUAAUUGGGACUAUGAUCAUCUCAUCUCGAUUCACCCCUGUGUACAAAAGAGAAGUCUAAGCUAUCCCUGAUCUUGAUUGGUUUGGCAGAUAUGAGCCAAUCAGGAGGUUCAUAUGAGCUGAUAUAACAGACUUUUUAACAAUUAUUUGUUACAUUAAUUUUUCCCAGAAAUAAUUCAAACAAAAUAUCCAGAGUUCUUAACCAUGAACCAAAUUCAUAAAAGAAAGAAGAGAAACAAAGUUUAUGAAAACUGCAAAGACGGAGGUAAAACUGUGAUAAAAGACUUGAACUACUCAU
Messenger RNA from Carassius auratus (goldfish), 3610 nucleotides. Its product is annotated as lanC-like protein 2. NCBI's taxonomy places the organism in Eukaryota, Metazoa, Chordata, Actinopteri, Cypriniformes, Cyprinidae. The record is from RefSeq and is a predicted model, not a curated record. Gene Ontology annotation, biological process: carbohydrate metabolic process; peptide modification. The coding region runs from base 424 to 1722 and encodes 432 amino acids. The transcript has 10 exons. Gene Ontology annotation, cellular component: plasma membrane.